AUGGGAACACUUUUUGCUGCCACUAUCAAUGCUAUAAAAGAGGGUGUUGUGGAAGCAGGUUAUUGUGAAGAACUUGCUGCACAUCUGCUAUUGCUUCAGAUCAAAAAUCAUAAAGAAAAAAGGGUAGAUAGUAAUUUUCCCAACAGUGCUGUAUUUAUGCUGACCCCUGUAUAUGCUGGGCUUGAAUAUGAAAAACUAUAUUUACCAUUUUUAUUAUUAUAUAUGUCCUUGGGUGUUCCUAAUCCUGAUUUUCAGAUUGUAUAUUCAGGAAUGGAACUUCGAGAAGAUGAAGAAAAGCUUGCAUAUGGAAAUUAUGUGGAAUCAAAUAAAAAUAGAAUACGUCGAAUAAGAUACCAAAUAUUAUUGGCAAUAUUUGGCAUUUCUGAUAAUAUUUUUGGAUGUAUCAAUGCAAAAAAAAGUCAGCUAUUGGUGAAUUUGACUGAUGCAUGGCCUGAUCCUAUUAAGUUAUAUACAAAUGAAGAGGAUGUAUAG
This is a messenger RNA of Funneliformis mosseae, 492 nucleotides long. The record is from the annotation of a GenBank genome assembly. Lineage: Eukaryota; Fungi; Glomeromycota; Glomeromycetes; Glomerales; Glomeraceae.